Messenger RNA from Lachancea thermotolerans CBS 6340, 318 nucleotides. It is a transcript of the gene TMH11, whose product is annotated as Tmh11p. The transcript has a single exon. Lineage: Eukaryota; Fungi; Ascomycota; Saccharomycetes; Saccharomycetales; Saccharomycetaceae. The coding region runs from base 1 to 318 and encodes 105 amino acids. The record is from RefSeq and is a predicted model, not a curated record. Gene Ontology annotation, cellular component: membrane.
AUGGAACACCCAGCUUUCACACUGGCAGCUUUGACCACCAUGGGUGGGGCCAUGGGCUACGCCCGCAAAGGCUCCAAGCCUUCCCUGCUUGCAGGCCUAGUUUUCGGGGGCGUUUACGGGUAUGCUGGAUACCUGCUGCACAAGAACGCGGACGGCGGACUCGAAAUCGCGCUGGGCGCCAGUUCGCUCAUGCUUAUUACGGGAAUCGCCAGAGGCGUUCCUUCUCGCUUCAAGAAGCCCGUGCCUCUUGUGCUGACCAUCUUGGGUGGGCUGGGAACUUUCUACUACUACCGCAAGUACAAAGAGUUCUACCCCUAA